This is a messenger RNA of Neolamprologus brichardi, 645 nucleotides long. The record is from RefSeq and is a predicted model, not a curated record. NCBI's taxonomy places the organism in Eukaryota, Metazoa, Chordata, Actinopteri, Cichliformes, Cichlidae.
CGGAACAUUCAGAACCUUCCCAUCGACAUACAGACCAGCAAACUUUUAGACUGGCUGGUGGAUCGGAGGCACUGUAACCUGAAAUGGCAAAGUGCAGUGAAGGUGAUCAGGGAGAAGAUCAAUGCUGCCAUCCAGGACAUGCCGGAGAACGAGGAGAUCAAGGCGCUCCUCUCCGGCUCUUACAUUCACUACUUUCACUGCUUGAGGAUCGUGGAGAUCCUGAAGGGAACUGAGGCUUCCUCCAAGAACAUCUUUGGCAGAUACUCAUCACAGAGGAUGAAGGACUGGCAGGAGAUUGUGUCUCUUUAUGAAGCAGAUAAUGUCUAUUUGGGUAAGUGUCAAUAUGUCUUCAUUAUAGGUGAAAAUGUGCCUCGAGAGCUUCAGGCUCUGGUGAAGGACUUACCAGCGGUUCUUGACGAAGUCGGGAAGGAUGCCGCGAGGCUCGAAGAGCAAAUACAACUUUAUGCUGCCUUUACAAACUUUGUCUGUGACUGGUCGGAGCCAGUCCUCCCUAUGCUGACAUUUGCCCAAAAAAGAGGGAAUGCAACAUUUUAUGAGUGGAAAACGGGGAAAGUUCCCACAGUUGUUGAAAGGCCAGUUGUGGAUGAAUCACCACCUGAUACCAUCACAGAGGACACGAUCGAC